This is a messenger RNA of Pistacia vera, 1053 nucleotides long. Its product is annotated as calcineurin B-like protein 7. The transcript has 8 exons. Lineage: Eukaryota; Viridiplantae; Streptophyta; Magnoliopsida; Sapindales; Anacardiaceae. Gene Ontology annotation, biological process: calcium-mediated signaling. The record is from RefSeq and is a predicted model, not a curated record. Bases 292 to 933 code for a protein of 213 amino acids. Gene Ontology annotation, molecular function: kinase binding; calcium ion binding.
GGUCUUAAAUAAAAGAACAGGACUAGCGAGUCUUGCUACAACAAAGUGCAACUAUCAAGCGAUUCCAAUUUAAAUCGUUAAGGAACCUGCAUGUUUCCAAUACCAGCCAUAUGGUUAGUCAAUCAACUUUGCAAAAGCGUCCUUAAAGCAUUUUCACAUUGCAAGGUCUCGGAAUUCUAUUUAUGGAACUGGAGCACGAUUCUAGCAAGUCCUUGUAGCUGAUAAAUACAAAGUUUACACUACCUUUAGCUCUGAGAACGCUUUGUCAGUCGAUACUAUUGAGCCUAUAACAUGGGCUGCGUUUGCAUGAAGCAGCAACUCAAACAUAGAGAUAAAGCAGCCCUUGCAUCUCAAACCUGUUUUAAUGAAACUGAUAUUGAAGCUUUGUACCAGCUCUUCAGGAAAUUAAGCAAUUCUUUAGAUGAUGAUGGGCUGAUAAGUAAAGAAGAGUUUCAGCUUGGCUUAUUUAGAAACAGCAAGAAUCAGAGUCUCUUUGCGAACAGGGUCUUUCAACUAUUUGACUUAAACCAUAAUGGAGUCAUAGAAUUUGGAGAGUUUGUUCGAUCUCUGAGUUUUUUCCACCCAAAAGCACCCCUGGAAGAGAAAGUCAACUUCGCAUUUCUACUAUAUGAUAUAUGGCAAACAGGCUUCAUCGAACGGGAAGGGGUUAAGGAGAUGAUUUUGGCACUUCUAAGGGAAUCAGAGUUGAUUCUUUCUGAUGAAAUGAUUGAGAUCAUUAUUAAUAAGACAUUUGAGGAUGCAGAUUCGAAAAGAGAUGGAAAAAUUGAUAGGGAAGAGUGGAAUGAAUUUGUAGCUCGUAAUCCAUCCUUGCUAAAGAACAUGACAGUCCCAUAUCUGAUGGACAUUCCAACUGCAUUUCCCAGUUUCGUUAUGAGUUCAGACAUGGAUGAUGAUAUCAAUGGCAUCCUUUGAAAAGGACAACACUAACUACAAAGAAUGAAAUAUGUAUUAAUAUUUGCCAGAAUACAUCAAUUAACAAUUUGGCAAUGUCACAUUUACGCAAAAAUAAUAUCAGCUUUUACAAUCUUCUGA